This is a messenger RNA of Nothobranchius furzeri (turquoise killifish), 2196 nucleotides long. It is a transcript of the gene slx1b, whose product is annotated as SLX1 homolog B, structure-specific endonuclease subunit. The record is from RefSeq and is a predicted model, not a curated record. Gene Ontology annotation, biological process: double-strand break repair via homologous recombination. NCBI's taxonomy places the organism in Eukaryota, Metazoa, Chordata, Actinopteri, Cyprinodontiformes, Nothobranchiidae. Gene Ontology annotation, cellular component: Slx1-Slx4 complex. Gene Ontology annotation, molecular function: 5'-flap endonuclease activity; crossover junction DNA endonuclease activity.
AAAAUCCGAGCUUUAAUUUUUACAAAAGUGUUUUCGUUUGAACUUAAUUGAUUAGGCAGUUUUGUGGCCUACUAAACCACGUGAUACAAGUUCUUAUUGAUGGAAAACGCCUGUGUCGGUGUCGGUACAGGAUCUGCUCGGCUGCAGGAUUGGUAAAUAAAACAAAACAUGACAGCACAAUUAUUAUUCGUGUCUUGUUCAUCAAGCUUUACUCGUCUCUGAAGCCCCGAUCUAACGUGUUGAAUUGGGAAGCUCUUGCGCAUGCGCGUCUUGGUGUGGUUUUUGAAAUAAUGUCGAAGUUAAAUUGUGACAUAAAUGACAGAGUUUAAGGAUUUUAGUCGGACUUUUAUCGUACUGUUUAGCCUCACAGGCUAGCCUCAGUUAGCGCGCGACGUGCCGUGUUUUCUUCCGUUUGUUUACGAUGGUGGUAGAGGUAGAACGCUUCUUCGGUGUGUACAUGCUCUACUGUACGAAUCCAAAGUUCAAAGGUCGUAUCUACGUCGGCUUCACCGUAAACCCCGAGCGGCGGAUUGGACAGCACAAUGCUGGGAGACACAGAGGAGGUGCCAAGAGGACCAGUGGGAGAGGACCCUGGGAGAUGGUCCUCAUCAUCCAUGGCUUCCCCUCAGACAUCGCUGCUCUAAGAUUUGAGUGGGCGUGGCAGCAUCCCCAUUCUUCUCGAAGGCUCUCCCACGUAUCCCGACGUACCAAAAAAGAGUCGAGCCUGCAGUUCCACUGGCGUGUGGUUUCCCACAUGCUAAGGGUCGCUCCGUGGUGCAGGCUACCGCUGACCGUCCGUUGGCUCAAACAAGAGUACAGCAUGGACUUUCAGCCCAGUCUGCAGCCGCCCCUGCACAUCCCUCUAGCUUUUGGUUGUGUGAGGGCCAAAAAGAGGUUGCCGAUGUCCUCUGACCCAGAAGAAGACACAGCCAUGUGUUUUCUCUGCAAGCAGCUGAUAAAAGGCUCCGAGAAGCUGAACUGCGUUCACCCGUCUUGUAGGAUGAGCAGUCAUUUAAGCUGCCUUGCUAGAUAUUUCCUCAGGCAUGAUCCAUCCCACCUGCUUCCUGUGGAGGGAGACUGUCCAUCCUGCCACCGCUCAGUGCUGUGGGGGAGCCUCAUCCGUUACAAACUUGGCUGCUUUGGCGACCUGGAGAUCACACCAUGUGGCUCUCAGAGCCACUGGGCCGAUGAGCUGGAGCUGUGAAGAACAUGCCAGCUAUGAGCCGCAUCAAAGCCUUUUGGGUGAAAUAGGAUUUUGCUACGAAGAUGAAACGUUGAUGCUCAUCUUUUCGUUAUUUCUUGUGUAGAAUUUGUUAAAUUAUUAAUUUGUGAUUGUUAGUAAAAUGUUGCUCCUAGUGAGGGACAAUUUUAGACACUUAAAAGUUUAACAAAACAAAAUUUAAUGGAUCAUUUUCUGUGGCACUUUAUUUCAAACACAUUUGAAAUUUUUUUUUGUCUUGACAGAAAGCAAAAAAAAAUAUUUUAACCUGAUUAAAAGUCAAAGCUCCAAAGAAAGCAUGAUGGCUGACAGGCAAAGUUCUUGUGUAAUAUCGUCUAAAACAGCUUUGGUACUGUCAGCACAGAGGUGGGGCUGAUGAUUUGGGCCAGGUCACAGGACAGAACCAUGAUCCAAACACAGCAGCAGAUCUACCACAGAAUCAAGGUGAUGCAAAGGUCCAGGGUCCAGAUCAGAACCCCACUGAGAUGCUUUGGUGAUGCCGGAACAUUCCACGUGCACGAAGCAGAACCAGAGGUCUGCAGAUGUAAACCAUUUAGGUGAAUACAUAUUUUAACACGCACAGUGUAUGAUAUACAUACAUAUGUGUACAUAACUAUGUAGAAUACUGUAAAGAACAAUUUCACUAAUAUGAAUUCUAAUGAAGAGUUAAAGCGUCUGUGAAAGCCUGGCUACAUGAUUAUACGUAUUUAUGUAUUAGAGGCAUUAAGUGGUGUGAUUAGAAACAAAGCAAAGCUAAUAAUGUGGCUACUGUUGGUCCUGUUACCUUCUAAUGAUGCGUGUUUAUGUUUUUGGGUAGUGGGCUACCCAGGUUUCUACAGCAGUCAUUUCCUCUAUUGUAAUUUAUGGUUUGAUUAUUUUUGAUAAUCAGUCAUUUAUUUAUUUUUUGCAGCAUUUUUUUGAUCAAUUCUGGUUGUUUAAAUGUGUUUUAUGAAUAAAACCGAUCUAGUGAGUUUUAA